AUGCCGAAGGAUUCAUAUACCUUUCUUAGCGAUGCACAUAACUCCACGUCAUGGCUUGAUCAUUGUAUGAUAUCUUACUCAUUGAAAAGCCAUAUUAAUUCAAUAUCGAUAGAUUAUAAUGUAGACUGGUCUGAUCAUAGGCCGCUAUCAAUUACACUCAAUUCAAAGAACCUUACCCAUGCCAAAAGCAUCACAGAAACGCCAAAAGCUUUGCCAAUCACUUGGAAGGCAAAAAGUGACCAAGAAUUAACAAAAUACGCAAGAGAAGCAGAUCUCAUGUUGCAUAAAAUUAAACCGCUAGACGUCACUAACAUUACACAAUUGAGUCGGGAGGUAGCGACAAAGUUAAUAGACAAUAAUUAUGAACAGAUAGUUUCGUCUCUAAGGGCAGCUGCUUAUCGAGUCUUCGCUCUUAAACCAUCAAACGGAUCGAAGAAGCGCAGAAUACCAGGAUGGAAUGAGCGGGUCAAACAGGCCUAUGCAACAUCGAAAGAGGCUUUUAUCAAUUGGGUUGCCGCAGGUAGACCCUCGACCGGGGUGGUGGCGGAGAAAAGGUCAAGUACUAAGAAAGAUUUCAAAAAGGAAUAUAAAAAAUGCUUGAGAGAUUCCGAGGAAAUCAAGGCCAGCAGGAUAGCACUUAGUCUUCACAAUAAGAACUUUAAUAGCUUCUGGAGACAGACAAAUAAAGCUAUGAAGACAAAAAACAAGACGUUGGCUGUUGAAGUUAACGGAAAAUCGGACGAAAGGGAGAUAGCUAAGGAAUUUGCCAGCCAUUUUGGUUUCACAACUAGUCACCCGGCAGACAAAACACCUAUGUCGCGUAGAAUUAUUUCUAUUUCCGCCGCUGAGGUCGAUAAAAUCAUCCAAUGUGAGAACAGAAAUAAGGCGGCAGGACAUGACGGCCUUGUGGCUGAGCAUUUGACAUAUUCAGGCCCCUACCUACCGACACUGUUAGCCGCUCUGUUUAGCGCUUGUCUCACUAUGUGUCACAUACCAACCGACAUGAUGAAAACCACUGUACUCCGUGACGUCAUCUCGUGGUCGUCAUCCCUCCGCAGCGAGAUGUCGUCCCCAGCUGCCGCACGCUCAGCAGCAGCGGCACAGGCUCAGAGGGCGCACCACGACGGGGCGGAGGUAGACGCGCUCGACAACAUGACGAUGAGGAACAUCCCAGCUCAGCGGUUAGAGAUCAAGGAGCGUUGUCGCGCGGUAGUAGAGGAGCGCGGCCGCCUCGCUAACGCGUGGGCCGCUCGGCAGGCAGUGAAAUAUCUCCAACCAGCAGCACGAGGCCUUCGAGAAACAAAGUUGGCGACACAGGAUGAGAAACUAUCCACACUGAACAGCCACGGGGACACUACUACUGUAACAGAACCACGUGAAGUGACGGACCUGGAAGACAAGAUCAAGAAGCUGCAGAGACACCAGGCGUUCACAGCUGAGCUGGUGGCGAACAGGACGAACCUGGACGAGGUCAAACAGCUGGAACCCGAUAGAGAGGUGGCCAAGGAGCUGGAACAGCUGGAACGAGAGUGGACUACGCUCGAGGACGCCGAGGAACAAAUAGGUCGCGGUUUAGAGGACGCCCAGGAUAUUCUGGGGUUCAACCAGCACCUGAACAAAAUAUGUAGAAGCCUGGAUAAGGGACAAGGAACUGAUGCUAACGAGACCGGUCGCGACUACGAGCACUGCACCGCCCUUCUACGGAAGCUGGAUGACUUGGACAGCGACAUGAAGGUGGAUGACAAUCACGUCAAGAGCGUGCAGGCCUUGGCUGACAAGCUGUUGCAGCAGGGUCCGACCCAACACGCUGCCAGCGUCGCGGCCCGUCGUGUCGAGAGGCUGGCGGCAGCGCUACAGCUACACUCCUUCAACAGGGACGUCCAAGAGACAUCAGAGCGUCUGUCCCGCAAGGCAGCCUUAUUCCGCAGCGAGGAGUGUGUGAGGAGUAUGUGUGUGAAGAGGAGGCUGGAAGCAGCUGUCCGAGAGGCAGGAGCUAUAAGGGAUAGGAUACAACAACUGAAGAACGAUAGAGCAGCGCUCGGGAGGAGUCAUCCUGAACAGCGUGAGAUAAUCGAGUCCCAGCUGUCUCAGAUGGAUCAAGGCUGGGAGCAGCUCGAGUGGGAGGUGUGGGUAACAGAGACGGUGAAGCGCCUGGACCGCGCAGAGCCCGACAGCGUUACAGACGCCCAGGCACUACUGGAACACCGCCACGAGACCAAGGCUGAGAUAGACGGUCGCCAGAAAGCUAUCUCAUCUCUACAGAAGGAGGUUGAGCAGGCCCAGGAGUUGGAGAAGGUGAAGCGAGUGGAGAAGCUGGCAGCUGGACUGAACCAGGCCUGGCUGCAGAGGAAACAGUAUCUCACACAGAUAAUACCCCCGGACCUAUUACCAUCCAUCUUUGAGAAUGCCCUCGAGAGUGAUGUGUUGUCAUCAGUACUGAGAACUGUUCACAACAAUAUGGACCGUUUCCCUCACUCUGUGGCCGCCGACCUAAAGAAUAUAUGUGGAGUGAAACGAUUCUCAGCUUUAGCUAUGUUCCUUAGCGCUAUAGACAAAGAAUCAUUUGCUUAA
Messenger RNA from Danaus chrysippus (African queen), 2571 nucleotides. NCBI's taxonomy places the organism in Eukaryota, Metazoa, Arthropoda, Insecta, Lepidoptera, Nymphalidae. The record is from the annotation of a GenBank genome assembly.